AGCAUGGGUCGGCUUGACGGGAAGGUCGUACUGCUGUCAGCAGCAGCACAGGGGAUUGGACGAGCAGCUGCUAUAGCUUUUGCAAAAGAAGGAGCCAAAGUCAUUGCUACAGACAUCAAUGGGUCUAAGCUGCAAGAACUGGAGAAGUAUCCAGGCAUUCAAAUACGGGUUCUGGAUGUCACCAAAAAGGAGCAGAUAGAAAAUCUCGCCAAGGAGAUUGAAAAGAUUGAUGUCCUCUGUAACAUUGCAGGGUUUGUUCAUCAUGGAACCAUUCUGGACUGUGAGGAUCAAGACUGGAACUUCACUAUGAACCUCAAUGUUCGCAGCAUGUAUUUAAUGAUCAAGACAUUCCUUCCUAAGAUGCUUAAACAGAAAUCUGGAAAUAUUAUAAACAUGUCUUCUGUGGCAUCCAGCAUUAAAGGAGUUGUGAACAGAUGUGUAUAUAGUACUUCAAAGGCAGCAGUUAUUGGUCUAACAAAGUCUGUGGCUGCUGAUUUCAUUGAACAAGGCAUCAGAUGCAACUGCGUAUGUCCUGGAACUGUUGACACCCCAUCUCUACAGGAAAGAAUCCAAGCCCAGCCUAACCCAGAACAGGCAUUGAAAGACUUUCUAGCCAGACAGAGGACUGGUCAGAUGGCUACUGCUGAAGAAGUGGCCCAUCUCUUUGUGUACUUGGCCUCUGAUGAAUCUGCCUAUGUGACCGGUAAUGAACUAAUAAUUGAUGGAGGAUGGAGCUUGUGAUGGACCCUACCUGCAAAUGGAAAUAUUUACCAUGAAAGGCAAAAAGUGAAGAUCAUGUUUCUC
Nestor notabilis (Kea) is the source of this 804-nucleotide messenger RNA. It is a transcript of the gene BDH2, whose product is annotated as 3-hydroxybutyrate dehydrogenase, type 2. The record is from RefSeq and is a predicted model, not a curated record. The transcript has 9 exons. Gene Ontology annotation, molecular function: 3-hydroxybutyrate dehydrogenase activity. The coding region runs from base 4 to 741 and encodes 245 amino acids. Gene Ontology annotation, cellular component: cytoplasm. NCBI's taxonomy places the organism in Eukaryota, Metazoa, Chordata, Aves, Psittaciformes, Psittacidae. Gene Ontology annotation, biological process: siderophore biosynthetic process.